Messenger RNA from Paramecium sonneborni, 2586 nucleotides. NCBI's taxonomy places the organism in Eukaryota, Ciliophora, Oligohymenophorea, Peniculida, Parameciidae. The record is from the annotation of a GenBank genome assembly.
AUUUGAUUUGAUGUUUGGAUAAGGACCAUAAAAAUACUAACAGUUCCAUGAUGAAUAACGAGUACAAUCAAAUAAACAAGAAUUUCCAUAAGAAGUUUAGGCUGAAUAGAAAGAGGGGAGUUCAGAUUUUCCAUCAGAUUAGAUUCCUGCUGAUUUUAGCUUAGCUGAAUUACAUAGAGUACAGUAAAAGAAUAUAACAUUUAGGAAGCUUGGAAUGUUGGAACAACAAAAUUAUCAAAGAGACAAUUAAGAAGAUUAAGACUGCAUUAGAAUACUGUGAAUGUAAAAGAAGAAGAUAGGUUGAUUGGAUAAAUUUGCUAGUGUUGUGCUCGUUAAGUACCAAAUGAUAGAGUGGACAUAGAUUGUAAUAAUUAAGAUUACUCGUUUCUAGGAGCAGGUAUUUAAAGAAUAGAAUUAGGUAUGCCUCUUUAUUUUGAAUACAUAAAAGCAUGUAUUUUAAUGUUGAUAGUAAUGUUUGUGACAUCAGGUGAUUACAACAUAAUAACAAACAUUGCAUUCGGUUAAUCAUGUUAAAUGUUAGAUAAGAGUUCUGGUGUAGAGAUAGAUGAGAAAACAGUGUGUAUAUUUAAUUGGGUGACAGGAUUAUCAUUAGCUAAUAAGAGGGAGGAUUAAGAGUUUAUAGACUUGUAAUAGAUGUUAAAUUUGAUAUCUAUGUUGACUUUAAUAUUUUUGUUUCAAUAUUUUAGGAAGGAAUAGAGAGCUUUUGAUACUGAGAUUGAUGAAAAUACAUAUUAUGCAUCUGAUUACACAAUAUUAUUAAAGAAUAUUCCAACAAAUUCAGAAGGAUUAAAGAAUGAUGAUUUCGAUCAUGAUCUUAAAGAAUAUUUAGAAGCUUACAUAGAAGGGACAUAUACAAAGCCAUUAGAAGUCUAAGAUUAUGAAGAAGAACUUAGAUAAUUUUAAUAAAGAAAUGAUAGACCAUAAAAGAAAUUGUCAAGAGUAGUUGCUGUAAAUCUAUGUUACAAUAUAGAAGAGUAAACUACUUUAGAGUAGGAAAAACAAAGUAAGAUAAUUUAGAAGUAGAAAGUAUUCAUUAAUUUAUAAUUUAGUUAUUACCUCAAUUAUAUGAUUAAGGUUUGCUUCCAGGUAGUGAGGAAAUUAAAAAUAAUGAAUAAAUAAAAGAAAUUGAUGGUUAAAUAUUUGAGAUAGAAUAAAAAUUGGAAGCAUUAGAGAAGAGAUUUGUAGAAGGAAAAGAUGUGAAAUAAUAUUUUUUAGGAUAAGCAUUUGUAACAUUUAGAUGGGAAAGUGAUGUUUAAUGGAUGUUAAUCGAUCAUAGAUUAUCAUUAUGUUCAAGAAUUCUUGGUAGAAGGAGUAAUUUAAUUUAUAGAGGUGCAAAAUUAUAGGUUGAAUAACCUCCAGAACCAACUGAUGUUUUUUGGGAAAAUUUACAUAUCUAAACAUCUUCAAAAAUAUGGAGAAGAAUAUUAGGAUAUAUAUUAACUUUAAUAAUAUUAGGAGUUUGUGGAGGUUUAAUUUAUUGGUUAUCAGCUAUUUAAGCUAAGAGUGCAGAUGAGAUGGCAAAAGCAGUUAAAAAAGGAGAUUUAAAUGUUAAUUAUAAAGUUAAGGUAAUUGCACAAUUAGCAUCUAUUUCAAUUAUUAUUAUUAAUUACAUACUUAGUGUUGUAAUUAGAAAGGUUUCACUUUUUGAGAGAUUUUCUACUUAAACAGGAUUUAAUAUCAGUUUGGCAAGUAAAUCAAGUGUAGCUUAAUUUGUAAAUACUGCAGUUAUUACCUUUGCAAUUAGUACUUGGGUUACUUAAAAUAUAUAUGGAACAGGAGGACUGGUCUACAAUUAAACUUAUGUAUUUGUUUCUAAUGCUAUAUUACCUGCUUUAAUUUAAUUUGUAGAUUCUUCUUCUAUUAUGAAAUGUAUAUUCUAAUUUCUUGAAGUACGAAAAGGCAAGAACUCAGUUAAAACAUAGAAAUAGUUACAUGAGUAAAUAUCUUUUUAUAAUGAUUUAGAUUAUAUGAGAGACCUAUAUUUGAUAUAUCUACAUCUUAUGCUACAGUUUUGAAAAAUAUGUAUGUUGUAGCCUUUUAUGCUUCUGUCAUUCCAAUUGGUUUAGUAAUCACUUGUUUUGCUUUAGUCCUUUUUUAUUGGGUUGAAAAAUAUAAUAUUGCUAGGAGAAGGACUAUUAAAUAUAAUUAUAGUUCUGUGAUGUCAAGAGAGAUGCUUGAAUAAUUAGAAUAUGUUUUACCUAUUUAUUGUGUAAGUAUUUCGUAAUCUAUUUCAAUAGUUAACUAAUCUUUGGUGGGAAUAUGUAUUCUUGAAAUCUAUCUCCACUGAGGCUAUCAUAGGAGUAUGCUUUGGAAUAGCUAAUGCUCUUCUACCAAUGCAUGAAGUUAAUAAAUUAUUAUUCAGAAUGAAAGCAUAACCUAAUGAACAUCUUCCAAUUAAUGAGGCUGAAGUCAAUUUUCUUACUGUAUUUUAUAUUUUAUUAUAUAUUUUAGGAUUAUUGUAGAGAAAAUCCUGCUACUGCUGAAACUGAAAGGGCUAAAUAUUAGGAAAGAGUCACCAGACAUCAAAAAGAUAAAAUUGCUAUGGAUUAAAUGUUUGAUUAAUGA